AUGCCAGAUGAUUCGGGAAGCAGGGGCCAAAUGCUCCUAUUCAUGAUUCUCAUGCUAUAUUUCAUGUCGAGCACGCCGCCGGAGGAUGCCGGAUACCCGCCAAUGCAGGAUAGAAGGAGGAUAAUGCACGAAUUUCGGCAGGAGUUGGCGGAAUCUCGAAAAGCACUAAGUGGAGAUUACAGUUCAGGAUAUGGCAACUUGACGGGGUUCAGGCUCAGUUACGGGGACGUUCUUGAGGGCAGAAACGCCUCGGACUGGCCGUUUCCGGACAAGGGACAGGGCUCGUUUGAGGAGACGCAGAAAUACAGCAUUCUUCCAGAUGCAAUUAGUGAAAAAGCGGCGUCUGUGUGGAAUACGGAGGAGAGAGUGGUCGAGCUCCCGCGGGGGGCAUCAGAAGGUGCCAGGGGUACUCAUGAAGGUGGGGCGUACCACUUGAACGUUACCGGGUACGUUCAGGGAGGGUUUACGCGUGUGGAAGUGCCGGAAUUGCACGAAAUACCGAUGCAUGUGCCGCAGUAUUACGACAAAUUGCGUGAGUACCGGCAGAUAGAGUCCGAGCUAAACGAUUUCGAGAGCACUAACGGCGACUCGAGCUCGCCGUUCGCCGAGGACGGGCCCGUGGUGGUCGGCGGGCAGGGAAAUGAGCAGAAACCGGCAUCUGGAGUGUGGUCUAGGCUCGGAAACGUGACCUACGACCAGGGAGGGGUCAAAAUACGGAUUGGCAACACGAGAAGUGGCAACGGGACACAGGCAGAGUCGCCUGCGGGUCACAGGGGGGUGUCAGUGGUGGAUUUGCACGUGCAGUUGAGCGAUCCGGGCGAAAAAGUUCAGGAUGAAGUGGCACUUUCCGGUGUUUACCACGCGGAAACGGGAAACAUCGUUGCAGUGACGCGAUCCGCGAAGUUUGCCGGCCCGUACGCCUUACCACAUCUGAAUUUUGGUCCUGGCAAGGCCUUUGACGGUACCAGGGAUGUCUACAGCUGGCGAAUGGCACAAACACCACUCCAGGAGCUCCAGUUUGGAGUGGUGAGCGAUCUGCUCGAGCAGAGUGCAAGCUGCGAGUAUAUCGCGUACUUGCACGUGCAAUCGACGAAUUUGAGCGAGGACCAGCUCCGGGAGAUCGAUGCAGAGCUCGAAAACCCGCUGGGCCGACCACAUGCGAGAAUCCCGCAUCUCCAGGUCUCCGGGGGCAUUCUGUACUCGCCCGAUUGCCGCGUAGUGCUUAGCGUGGGCCAGUGUGAGGGCCAGAGGCACGAGGUGCAGACUAUGGGCCUUCAGCGGGUGGUUCUUGGCUGUGCGGUGCUGGUGAUCGCCCAAAUUUGGAUGUUUGUCAACCAGAUGCACGACACUUCGACACCUUCGACACUCUCCAGGCUCGCAUUCUGGACUGUAGCCCUCAUAAACGUGGCAGAUGGCUCGCUCAGCAUGGUGAUGCUUCUCUGCUCGAUGAUCUACAAGGAGCUCUAUCUUCAGUUCAUCGUGGCUGCAUUCUUGGCCUUUGUGUGCUCCUCCAUCUACGAGAUGAAGUACGCAAUCCAGAUUUACGCUGCCCAGACCAACGAGCGGCCUUUAACGUGGCGAACCGCGUUUCAGGGGUCUCCGAUUGAUGAGAGGGAGGAGCAGCAGCAGCAGCAGCAGCAGCAACAACAACAACAACAACAACAACAAUUGCCAACCCCCAUUCCCGAGGACGAGCAGUCGGUCGCAGCCAGAUUGUACAUGCGGUACUUUUUCGGCAUGCUCUUGCUUCUUUUUCUGGGCCUCAACGUCACCACGUGGCCCAAAACACAGCGGAAAUUCAUGGAGUAUGCCGCGUUGAUCGUUACCAACUCCUACUGGAUACCACAGAUCUACAGAAACGUCAUCCGGGGCUCCAGGAGGUCCUUCAGCUGGAGUUUCAUGCUCGGGAUCUCCGCCCUUCGGUUGGUUCCAUUGGUGUAUCUCUUCACAUUCUCCAACCCGCUCCGCCACCACCGGGACCCUGCAUUUGUGGCUAUGCUCGCCAUAUGGGUGUCUGCCCAGCUGUUACUUAUGUUUCUGCAGGAAGUGGUCGGUCCCAGGUUCUUCCUCCCUGAGAAAUACCUCCCCAAAACGUACAACUACCACCAGAUCCUCACCAAGGCCGAUCUCGAGAACGGUUACAACUUCGAGAGCUUUGUUGGUGGCGAUAACGGCACACAGCUCAAGUGCAAGCUGGAUUGUGCCAUCUGCAUGCAGUCUCUUGAGAUUCCUGUCAUCGAUACCCAGCUUGGUUCCACUUCCCAGACCUCUGGCAUGGGUACUAGUGCUGCCAACUUGCUGGCUGCUCGAAAUUACAUGGUGACCCCUUGCCGGCACAUCUUCCACACUGCUUGCCUAGAGGGCUGGAUGAGGUACAAGCUCCAAUGCCCUGUCUGCAGGAACAGCUUGCCUCCGUUAUGA
Brettanomyces bruxellensis is the source of this 2421-nucleotide messenger RNA. RefSeq lists its product as uncharacterized. The record is from RefSeq and is a predicted model, not a curated record. Lineage: Eukaryota; Fungi; Ascomycota; Pichiomycetes; Pichiales; Pichiaceae. The coding region runs from base 1 to 2421 and encodes 806 amino acids. The transcript has a single exon.